AUGUAUACGACCCGGAGUUGCCAAAAGACUGAUCUCAACAAGGAGAAGGAGAAUCAGAAAGAAGAGGCUAUACGACCCGGAGUUAAGCUCUCGCUCUUUGUGGCUGAAGCAAUGUUCCUCUUAUCUGAUAACCUACCAUUUAACAUUGGAGUAGGAGGAUUGAAUAGCAUUGUUUUGAUUCUCAAAAAUAACAACGUAGUGAAAUCGUAUAGUUUUGAAUACUACAACCAAGAGCUUAAGAAGCUAGAAGAGAAGUUGAGGUCUGCCAAGGAAUUUUCAGAGGCAAAUGGGUUUGUGAGGGAAGAGAUAAAGUCUAACAUUCUUCACUUGUGGAAGUCUCUCUUUGAAGCAACACCAGAAGUGAGAAACUCUAAUAAGACUAUAGUUCUUGAGCUGUUUAGUCCUAUCGAUAACGAAGUUUGCUGUCGUCUUGCUUCUUUACUCAUAUGA
Arabidopsis thaliana (thale cress) is the source of this 450-nucleotide messenger RNA. RefSeq lists its product as hypothetical. NCBI's taxonomy places the organism in Eukaryota, Viridiplantae, Streptophyta, Magnoliopsida, Brassicales, Brassicaceae. The transcript is spliced from 3 exons. The record is from RefSeq and is marked reviewed. Bases 1 to 450 code for a protein of 149 amino acids.